Molecule: messenger RNA, 999 nt
Organism: Cladophialophora psammophila CBS 110553
Lineage: Eukaryota; Fungi; Ascomycota; Eurotiomycetes; Chaetothyriales; Herpotrichiellaceae
Exons: 1
Coding region: 1-999 (332 amino acids)
Cellular component (GO): cytoplasm
Source: RefSeq, a predicted model, not a curated record
AUGCUGGUCCUGAAAGAGCGUGAUGUGCACUCUUUGCUUUCCAACAUCUCCGUCUCGGAAUGUCAUCGUCUGCUUAGCAACUUGCACGAUAUUCUCCGUGCAUACUCCUCGACGAAGAAUGCCCCUCAAUCCGAGCAAAUGAUCCAUCAACCGGAGAGGGAGUCAAUCGUUACACGAAUCGGCAACACCUCGUUGUUCAUGCCAUCUUCCAUCACAACCUCCACGGGCAUUAAGACCGUCACCAUUAGUCCCAAGGGGUUGAAAGGAUGCAUCAAUGUCUUCGCGCCAGACGGGGAAUUGUUAGGUGUCUUGAAUGCUGAAGAAGUCACUGCAUUCCGGACCUCGCUAGCUGUCAUGAUCCCUUACGUUCGAUGGCCGAAUAUCAAGAGGAACCUCGUGAUCUUUGGAGCUGGUCGGCAAGCAGAAUGGCACUUGAAACUUGCCCUUUUGCUAAGCGACGUGAAGCAUGUCACCGUCGUCAACAGGAGCAGUCCCCGGAGGAUGGAGAGGCUCUUCGCAGACCUGCAGCAAAAGAAUGCCGACCUUGUCUGCCGGGUGCUUCUGAAGACGGCCGAGACUUUCGAUUCGCAGCUACGAGAAUGUCUUAUGGCUUCGGAUAUCAUCUUCUGCUGCACCCCGUCUGUAACACCGCAUUUCUCAUUCAGCUAUCUUGACAAGAAGCCUCGGUUCAUUUCUCUGAUAGGAUCCUACAAGCCGUCAAUGCAGGAGAUUGAUUCCGAAACUCUCUUGUCCGCUGAACGCAUCUAUGUGGAUACAAAAGAAGGAUGCCUUGUUGAAGCGGGAGAACUAAUCAAGGCUAAUGUCAAGGGAGAUGAGCUGAUUGAGAUUGGGGAAUUACAGGACAACGAAAGCCUAAAGACUGGAGGGAACCUCAUCUUCAAGUGCGUGGGCAUGGGUAUCAUGGACUUAGUCAUGGCAGGGAAUCUGCUUGAGAUGGCUCGAGAGAAAGGUAUGGGCUUGACUGUCGACGAGUUCUGA